Molecule: messenger RNA, 960 nt
Organism: Drepanopeziza brunnea f. sp. 'multigermtubi' MB_m1
Lineage: Eukaryota; Fungi; Ascomycota; Leotiomycetes; Helotiales; Drepanopezizaceae
Cellular component (GO): cytoplasm; nucleus
Molecular function (GO): RNA polymerase core enzyme binding; RNA polymerase II CTD heptapeptide repeat phosphatase activity
Source: RefSeq, a predicted model, not a curated record
AUGACAACCGCCCACCCGCCCAAAUCCAUUCUCAAAAAGUACCCCUCCUCUUCCUCUUCGGACAAGUACAAAACAAUCCAAGAGCGCAACCUCGAGGUAGCCCUCUACCAUGCCAACCUCAUCCAGCGCCGCAAAGACAUCGAGCUUGAAAUUCUCCUCGCCCUGGAAUCCCUAAUCGACUACCCACUCUCCCCUCCCACUAUCCCCUCCCCAGCCUCCCGCCCCUCCCCCUCCGACAUCGCGACAUUCAGAUCGCACCUCACGCACUUCACGCCCAGCGACUACGAUGCCCUGAUACACGAACGCAACAUCAACCAGAAGUGCGGGUACGCGCUGUGCCCGCAGCCGCUGGCCCGUGACGCUGUGGGCGGCGAGUUCCGCAUUCUGGGCAUCGGGGGCCGCGCGAAAGAUUUUCGCGUCGUAAAGAGGGAGGCGCUGGAGAGGUGGUGUGCGGAAGGAAAAGGGGAGAGUUGUAAGAGGCGCGCGAUGUGGGUGCGGGUACAGCUGGAGGAGUGUCCGGCUUGGGAGAGAGGGGAGAGAGGAGGUGGAAUUGGGAGUGAAAUUGAGUUGUUGGAUGAGGGGAGAAGAGAGGAGGAGGCGGCGGAGGAUGUACUAAUGGAGGGAAUGGGAAGAAUGAAAAUUGAGGGUGGGGGAAGCAAGGUGGAGGAGAAGGAGAAGGAGAGGAGAGAACUGGCGCUUGAGAGGGGUGAGAAGGGCCUGGGGAUGGGGGCGCAGAAGGGACUUGUGGAAGUUAACGUAUUAGAGAAGGAGGUUAGUGGGAGGAUGGUUUCGGCGCCUUGUCUGGCAGACGAGGAGUUGAGCGGGAGGUUGGAGCACCUCGCGCUCGAGGGUUACACUUCGAGGUUUGAGGGGCAGCAGAGGAGAAUGGUGGAGAUGGCGAGAGGCGGGGAGGAGAUGGAUGCGGAUGCAGAUGGGCCGGAUACAGAUUGGAAGUUUUAG